This is a messenger RNA of Saccharomycopsis crataegensis, 477 nucleotides long. RefSeq lists its product as uncharacterized. The record is from RefSeq and is a predicted model, not a curated record. The transcript has a single exon. The coding region runs from base 1 to 477 and encodes 158 amino acids. NCBI's taxonomy places the organism in Eukaryota, Fungi, Ascomycota, Saccharomycetes, Ascoideales, Saccharomycopsidaceae. Gene Ontology annotation, molecular function: zinc ion binding; nucleic acid binding.
AUGUUCAAAUAUGCAGACUGUAUUCUUGAUUACGUCACUUAUCUCGAAGAUUUUUAUCAUGAAAUUUCAAUGAAAGAAUUAAUUGAAGAACUUUGUGAAAUCAAAGAGAAUAGAUAUUACGUAUUCGAAAUGAAGAGACAUAAGAUAGAGAACAUUAAUGACCUAGUUGAAGAAAUAGAUGAUUUAAAAAUGAAAUAUGAAGUGCCUCAGACAAUACCUUCGAUUCUUAAUAUAAAUAAGGAUACAAAAUCAAAGAAUAUUGGACACAAGAAACGAAAACUAAUAUCAGUUAAAUGUUAUUCUUGUAACAAGUAUGGACAUUUUGCCAGAGAAUGUUAUUAUAACAAAAAUAAUAAAAAACAAGAAAAUGUUCGGAAACCAUCAUUCAUUAAAGAUGAUCGAAAGCACAAAAAACCGAAGUAUAACAAAGCAAAGAAUGUAAAAGAAAUGAAUGCAGUUGAAAAACGGGGGCAUUAA